Penicillium lagena is the source of this 1575-nucleotide messenger RNA. RefSeq lists its product as uncharacterized. The record is from RefSeq and is a predicted model, not a curated record. Gene Ontology annotation, molecular function: transmembrane transporter activity. Gene Ontology annotation, biological process: transmembrane transport. Bases 1 to 1575 code for a protein of 524 amino acids. NCBI's taxonomy places the organism in Eukaryota, Fungi, Ascomycota, Eurotiomycetes, Eurotiales, Aspergillaceae. The transcript is spliced from 2 exons. Gene Ontology annotation, cellular component: membrane.
AUGGCCUCUGUCGAGAAUCUCCCCGAGAAGGCCACGGUCGCCGAGACCAAUGCUGAGGAUCAGCAGCCCCAGCAGGGAGAGUUGAUCAACGCCUCAGGCCAUCGCCAGGAGCUCGAGCGCAACUUCAGUCUGCUCAGCAUCUGUGCCGUCGCCGUCACGACUGGAAACACCUGGAUUGCUCAGGGUGGAAGUGUCGUUACUGCGCUGAGCAACGGUGGCUUGGCGGGUUGUAUCUAUGAAUUUAUUGCGGUCUCGGUCUGCUACUGGUUAGUCGCCGCAUCAAUCGCGGAGCUAGCUUCAGGAAUGCCCUCGGCCAGUGGUGUCUAUCACUGGGCCAGUAUCACAGCUGGUAAAUAUGGCCGCGUGUGUGGCUUUUUCGCCGGCUGGUGGAAUUUCCUCGCUUGGGUACUUGGUGCUGCCUCUAUGUCCUUGAUCAUGGCACAGCAGACGGUGUCCAUGUACGCGCUGAUGCAUCCCAAUUUCGUUCCCCAGACCUGGAAUGUUUUCGUCAGCUUCAUUAUCUGCACCUGGGUGUGUUGCUGCAUUGUCCUGUUCAUGAACCGCUUCCUGCCCUACAUCGGCAAUCUUGGCAUGUUCUUCAUUCUCGCCGGUGUCUUCAUCACUAUCAUCGUCUGCGCUGUCAUGCCACAUGUCAAUGGUGUGGAAUAUGCCUCUGACUAUAAGAUUUGGCAAAAGUGGACCAACAAAACCGGCUACUCGCAGCCGGGCUUUGUCUUCGUCCUCGGUAUGCUCAACGGUGCCUACAGUGUUGGGACCCCUGACUGCUCUUCCCACCUUGCGGAAGAGAUCCCCAAGCCGAGUCGGAACAUUCCCAAAGCCGUCCUGGCUCAGAUGGGUGUCGGGUUCGUCACAGGUAUCUUGUACAUGAUUGCCGUGUUCUAUUCCAUCCAGGACCUCGACAAAGUUCGCCACAGCCCGCUUAACUUCCCUCUCGCUGAGAUUUAUCGCCAGGCGACUGGGUCUCGCGGCGGUGCUCUGGGUCUGUUGAUCGUUGCCUUCCUGCCCACGCUCAUCACUUGCACAGGCUGCUACAUCACUGCCGGCCGGACACUGUGGACAAUUUCCCGUGAUCGUGCCACCCCUUUUCCCAACUGGCUCAGCCAUAUCAACCCCCGGAUGCAGAACCCCUUCAAUGCCACCCUAGUCUGUGGCUGUCUGGUUACCAUCCUGGCCUGCAUCUAUCUCGGCUCUACCACCGCUUUCAGCGCCUUUGUCGGUUGCUUCGUCCAACUGUCCAGUCUCUCCUACUUCAUGGCCAUCUUUCCGCACAUCCUCACCCGGCGCUCGUCGUUUGUGCCAGGUUAUUUCUUUAUGAAUCAAAUCAUCGGCUAUGUCAUCAAUGCCCUGGCAUGUGUCUACAUCCUCGCAUUCGUCGUCAUUUUCUGCUUCCCAUAUGCCCUGCCUGCGGAAGCUGGCUCAAUGAACUAUGCCAGUUUGAUGACUGGCGGUCUGUCCAUCUUUGUUGCUGUCUGGUGGUUCAUCCGCCAGGGCAGCUAUGAGGGCCCAAAGAAUAUUCCUCUGACCGACAAGGCCUUGAUGGAGGAUGCUCAGUGA